Molecule: messenger RNA, 1481 nt
Organism: Mercurialis annua (annual mercury)
Lineage: Eukaryota; Viridiplantae; Streptophyta; Magnoliopsida; Malpighiales; Euphorbiaceae
Product: spermidine hydroxycinnamoyl transferase-like
Exons: 2
Coding region: 40-1380 (446 amino acids)
Molecular function (GO): acyltransferase activity, transferring groups other than amino-acyl groups
Source: RefSeq, a predicted model, not a curated record
AAAUGCACUCUUUCAUUCUGCAAAACAAACAAAAAAGAAAUGGAUGUGACUAUCAACAAGUCUUGCACAGUAAAACCCAAAGAACCAACAAAAACAGGCAGCCUCCCACUUUCAGCAUGUGAUCAAGUCGGAACUCUAACUCACGUCCCCACUAUUUACUUCUACAAACCAUCGCCGGAUUGGCUUAUGCAAUCCGAUGCCAUUCUCACAACCCUGGUAGACUCGCUAAGUCGUGUACUAGUGCCCUUCCAUCCACUCGCCGGCCGUCUGCGGUUCGCUAGCAAUACCCGGCUUGAGCUGGACUGCAAUGACAUGGGUGUCGAGUUCCGAGAGGCGGAAUCACAAUCUAAACUGGAGGAUUUUGGAGAUCUUUCGCAGUGUCUAGCGUACGAAUACCUAAUUCCGAAUGUGGAUUAUACGCUGCCAUUACAUGAACUACCGAUAAUGCUAGCACAACUCACUAAGUUUCAAUGUGGUGGUGUUUGUCUUGGCCUGACUAUAUGUCAUGUUGUUGCUGACGGACAAAGUGCACUUCAUUUUCUUUCUGAGUGGGCGCGAAUUGCUCGCGGUGAACCCUUAGGGUUAGCUCCAUUUCUUGAUCGGAAUGUGCUUAGAGUUGGCGACCCGCUAAUGGAAUCCCCGGUUUUUGACCAUGAAGAAUUCCAACAUCCACCAUUGUUGGUGGGGGAAUCAAAUACUUUGGAAGAAAGAAAAAAGAAAACCACUGUAGCUUUGCUUAACCUAAAUAAAGAGCAAGUUGAGAAAUUGAAAAGAAAAGCUAACGAAGGAGAGAGUAUUGGGUUUAGUAGAUAUCAAACCUUGACUGGUCAUGUGUGGAGAUGUGCAUGCAAAGCUAGAGGACAUAAACCAGAGCAAACAACAGCAAUCGGUAUUUGUGUGGAUUCACGUAAACGUAUGCGACCACAAUUGCCUGAUGGGUAUUUUGGAAAUGCAACUUUUGAUGUAAUUGCAAUCAGCACUGCUGGUGAGCUAACAUCAAAGCCAUUAGGAUACGCUUCAAGAAAAAUAAAGGAAGCCGUAGAAAAGAUGACAAAUGAGUAUGUAACAUCCGCUAUUACUUUCUUGAAAAAUCAAAAAGAUUUGACAAGAUUUCAAGACAUUCAUGCCCUAAAUAGCGCUGAAGGACCUUUCUAUGGAAACCCUAAUCUUGGAGUUGUGAGCUGGUUGACAUUGCCGAUGUAUGGUCUUGAUUUUGGUUGGGGAAAGGAGAUUUUCAUGGGGCCAGGAACUCAGGGUUGCGAUGGCGACUCGUUCCUUAUACCGGGUCAUGAUGGUGAUGGAUCGUUAGCUCUUGCUAUAUGUUUGCAGGUUGCUCAUAUGGAUGCUUUUAAGAAGUAUUUCUAUGAAGAUAUUAUUUGAUAAUGUUGAAGAAAAUUAUAAGAAUUACUAAAUAAGCGAACAGAUUGAAUAAAAAUUGCGAGAAAUGAUUACAUAAAUGGACUAUUUUAAAAUUAUUGUUA